GCGUCCUACCUAGCAUGCGGCCUUCGAAACGAGACACAGCUCCUUUCGACGGUCCAAACGCCAGUUCAGAUGGCGUCAGUGCACCAUUAGUUUUCCAAACGCCACAGAUCUCUUAGAAGACCAGAACCCUGUAGAAGGCAGCUGAAGUUCACCUGCAAUUUAAUUUGAAGAAAUGGCAACGAAACGUGCAUUUUGCUUCCGUGUGGUCACAGUGGCUGCAGAGAGUUUGUGGAGAACUUCUGGACGAUUAAGAACUCCAGACAAUGUCCACUGUCCAGAAAAAUAUCGUCAGUCGAUCCUCCACUAAACCUCACUCUGAAACACUUAUGUCAGGCUUUCCUGGAUCACAGACGGCAUUUGGAGGAGCAGUGUGAAGUCUACAAGCAGAAAUUGAGUCUGGUGUGUUUGGAAGAUGAACAGCACUUGUGUGAUGUUUGUAAAGUCUCGGAGGAACACAGAAACCACACACACUAUCCCGUACACGAGGUCGCUGAAGAACAUAAGGAAGUUCUUCUGAUUCAGCGUGAUCUUUUGACGAGAAAAGUGAAGAUGAUUCAAAAUGCCACAUAUGAAUAUGACUGUAUGGCCAUGCACAUGCAGCAUGAGACCAUGUUGGUAGAGAAGAACAUCAAGGAAGAUUUUAAGAAGCUGCACCAGCUUCUGAAUGAAGAAGAAAAGGCCAUGCUUGGUGAAUUAAAACAGGAAAAAGAUGAGAAAUUGCAGAGAAUGAAAGACAAAAAGACAAAUAAGUCUCUUUCUAACACUAUUAGAGACUUGGAAAGAGAAUUAGAUUGUGCAGACAUAAGAUUACUUCAGAACUUCAAGUACAUUUUGAAGAGAGCCAAGCACACACUCGAGGAUCCAAUGAUGGCCGCAGGAGAGCUCAUUAAUUCUGCAAAAUAUCUGGGCAACUUAAAGUUCAGUGUUUGGAGGAACAUCAGAAUAUCUAUCAGUUACAUUCCUGUGAUACUGGACCCUAACAUGGUUAACUAUGAACUUGAACUCUCUAAAGAUCUGAGUCAUGUGUGGAACCCCAAUGAGAUUGCGGCUGAUGAAUACUUGGCAGGUGUGCCGCUUCCCAAAAACCUGGAGAGAUUUGAUUGUUGCCCUUGUGUUCUAGGCUAUGUGAGCUAUUCCACAGGGACACACACGAGUUGUUGAGGUGAAUACGAAAACGUGUCCUGGAUGUUAGGUGUCGCCACAGAGUCUGUGGAAAGAAAAGCAAAAGGCCGCUUUCUCAGUGGAGUCUGGUGUAUUGGAUGUGAAGGUGAAAUGCUCAGUGCAAAGAAUCCUCUGGAGUCAAACAUCCCUCUGUGUGGAUUUCAAAAACCCAAACAAAUGAGGGUGACAUUGGACUUGAGUGGAGGAGAGCUGUCGUUCUCCGAUCCUCAGAGCGAUGAGCUGUAUCACACCUUCACACACAAUUUUACAGAGAAGGUGUUUCCAUUCUUCUACACUGAAAGCUACUGUGGUCUCAGAAUUCUGCCUGUGGAUUGGCCCUUAAACGAAGAGAUCUGAAGUGAAGAGGUCUGAAGUGAAGAGCUUUUGGCUGAAUAGAGAUUUGGUGUGAGUCAGCGUUAAAGUAAUACUCCGGGUUCAAUACAAGUUAAGCUUAAUCGACAGCAUUUGUGGCAUAAUGUAUUUAUUUACUUUUACAAUAAAAGUGAUUUGAUUGAUUUGAUUUUAAUGUUGAUUACCACACACACACACUUUUUUUUUUUUGACUCAUCCCUCCUAAUCUUUAAAAAAAAAAAAAAAAAAAGCACAAAUCUGUGUUACAGUGAGGGACUCAAUGAAAGCGAAUAGGGGGCCAAUCCGUAAACGUUAAAAUAGUCACUGUUUCAAAGUAUAGCCACAAGACGUAAACAAUAUGCAUAUUAACAGGAUUUUUGUGUCAUAAAUUCGUUUACUAACCUUUUCUGUGUAAAGUUAUGGCAAUUUUACAACUUCGUUGCUAUUACGAUGUAACGCUGUAAACACAAACCCUAAAACAACCAUAAAAAUGACGAUUUAAACAACUUUACAGCUUAAAUAAGUUUUAACAGAUUAAUGUACGUGCUUUUAUAAAAUAUAUAAGCUUCACAUUUCUGCGUUUAAACCCUCCAGAAAUUGGCCCCCAUUCACUUUGUUAGUGCCUCACUGUAUCCUCCAUUUUUGCUUUUUUUUAAUUAUUUUAUAUAUAUAUAUUAAUUAUUAAUUUACAAUUAAGAGUCAAAAGUAUUUUUUUGUGGUUAUCAAUAUUAUGCCACAAAUGCUGUCAGUUGAGCUUAACUUAUAUUGAACCAGGAAUAUCUCUUUUAUAUUUCUUAGUUGGCCUUGUUCUGAGGUUGAUAUUUACAGUCUUGGGUCCCAUUGCUUACAUUACCUCGUUUCAGUUUGUGAUGACUUUUGGAGAAUGUUCAAGAGUAAGCUAAUAAUUUGGUUCAAGUGUGUUAUUAUUAUUAUUGGUAUAUUAUGUUGAAUCUUUAUUUUCCACCUGUUAUAUUGAGGUUAGAGAAAUACCUCACUGAAAGACAAUAUGUCAUUUUUCAAUUUGAGUGCCUUAAAUUAGAGUUCUACAGAACAGUGCUGUAUUUUCUUUAUUAUUAUUAUUAUUAUUAUUAUAAAGGACUAAUAUUAGAAAUGUUAAAGAAUUCUGCUAUGAAAGAGUGGAUUGAGUCUUUGUAUAUAUUAGAGCAACAACCUCUAAAUCCUACAUAAGAAUAAAAAU
Molecule: messenger RNA, 2710 nt
Organism: Myxocyprinus asiaticus (Chinese sucker)
Lineage: Eukaryota; Metazoa; Chordata; Actinopteri; Cypriniformes; Catostomidae
Product: E3 ubiquitin-protein ligase TRIM35-like
Exons: 6
Coding region: 550-1161 (203 amino acids)
Source: RefSeq, a predicted model, not a curated record